This is a messenger RNA of Owenia fusiformis, 1126 nucleotides long. Lineage: Eukaryota; Metazoa; Annelida; Polychaeta; Sabellida; Oweniidae. The record is from the annotation of a GenBank genome assembly.
GUACCGGAAGUGAGAAAUAUCCAAAAAUAUUUCCGAAUUGCGUUGCUACUUUUUCGUCAAUUUUGGUGAAUUGAACGCAUGCAUUCGUCCAAAUUGGGGUAUAACGAUCAGCGUCACAGAGGAAUUGAUUUUAAGUCCAGGUCAGCUAUCGGAGUACAUCCACUUAUGGUGCACAAAAUAAUCCAUCAGAUGAAAUACUAAGCAGAAUGUAGCUAGAUGAUAUGAUAUCAAAUGAACAGUGUAAAGAUGUUGCCGAAAAAACUGUGAUGAGCAUAAUUUUCACAAACAGUAAUGUCUCUCAUGAAAUCAAAUUGAAGCAUGGGGUCCUACGGAUCAGACCAAAGUACAGUGUCAUUCAGCCUACAGCAUGAGGUCCAACUGCGAUUCCUCACACCACAGGACAUUGAUGUUGUCAAACAAUUGUGCCAUGAAUGGUUCCCUAUAGAGUACCCAGAGCAAUGGUACCAAGACAUCACAUCAAACCCAAAGUUCUAUUCCCUUGCUGCAACUUAUAACACUCAAAUUGUUGGCAUGAUUAUCUGUGAGGUGAAGCCACGCAUAAAGUGCAAUAGAGAGGAUAUGGACAUUUUGGCCAACCAUUUCAUUGCCUCAACUCAGGUAGCUUACAUCCUUAGUCUGGGUGUCCUUAAUGAUUUCAGACGACAUGGAAUAGCCUCUUUACUUUUAGAUACUUUACUAUCAUACCUGAGUUCCUCUGAAAUGCCCAAUGUCAAAGCUGUCUACCUUCAUGUGCUAACUACGAACUCUGUAGCUAUAGGUUUCUAUGAGAGGCGCUACUUCAAAGUCCAUAGCUAUCUGCCGUAUUACUACUCAAUAAAUGGAUCCCCGCGGGACGGUUAUUCAUAUGUGCUGUAUAUAAAUGGCGGGACACCUCCUUGGACUUUGUUAGAUUAUGCCAAACAGUUGGGCACCUUCGUAUCUAGUCUACAACCUUGCAAUGUUUCACAGAGACUGGUUCGUUCUGCCAAGUCCCUUUGGCAGAAAAUAGUGUCAGGGUCCAGUCAUUAGCUCUUGUGAAUAGUGCCAGUGAUUAGCACUAGUCAUUAGCUCUAGUGAAUAGUGCCAGUGAUUAGCACUAGUCAUUAGGUCUAGUGAAUAGUGCCAG